Molecule: messenger RNA, 429 nt
Organism: Neltuma alba
Lineage: Eukaryota; Viridiplantae; Streptophyta; Magnoliopsida; Fabales; Fabaceae
Exons: 2
Cellular component (GO): nucleus; cytoplasm
Molecular function (GO): nucleic acid binding; 3'-5' exonuclease activity
Source: RefSeq, a predicted model, not a curated record
AUGGCUUCUUCUCCUUCUGAUCCCUAUUCUGAGUUUUACUACUCUGUUCACUUCGAUGGAGAACUUAUUCAAACCCUAGUCACAGCGUCUUGUUUAUGUGUUGACCGAUGGAUCUCUGAUAUCUACUAUCUCUACCGUCAUGAUAUUGCCGACGACGGACUGGUCGUCGGCCUCGACUGCAAAUCGCUUCCGAGUUCCAUCGCCGGAAUCACCCACCCCAUCGCCGUCAUGCAACUCUGCAUUAUGUACGCCGAUGCAAUGCCUAUCGAGCUAGUCCGAUUCCUCAACGACGAAAGAAUCACCUUCGCCGGCGCCGCAGCGAAAGAAAACAAAGCAGAAAAACUCAAGAGGGACUAUGGCCUCCGAGUGGCUUGCGCUGUGGAUGUUGCAGACAUGGCGGCGCUGAUCUACGACGAUCAUGAGUCAGAG